This is a messenger RNA of Striga asiatica, 828 nucleotides long. The record is from the annotation of a GenBank genome assembly. Lineage: Eukaryota; Viridiplantae; Streptophyta; Magnoliopsida; Lamiales; Orobanchaceae.
UUGGUCAGAAUCGGUCGUUUGGAAGAAGGGGAAAUCACUCCUUCAGUUGGACGUUCGCCGAGCGGCACCAUCGCCGGAAUUUCAGAGACCUGUUCCUUACAGUCGGAGCUUCCGCCUUUGAAUUUGCCGUCGGUCAUUCAAAACACCACUUUGAAAAGCGGCGAAACACAAGCCGAAAACCCUCAGCUCAUCAUUGAAGGUGACAAAAUCACAUCCCUACACGUGGCGAACCAAUCUCCCAUUGGGCCAAAAAACCACACUCUGCUUGGGCCUAAUCCGCAGAGGAAGCAAAAAGAAGCAAAGGAAAAAGAGAGAAAAGAAAGACAGGAAAGAGAGAAAAGAAAGAGAGAGGAGAAAGAAAGAGAGGAAAGGGAGGAGAAAGAGAGACAAAAGAAAAGGAGGGAAGAGAAUGAGAGAGAAAAGAAGGAGAGAGAGGAGGAGCAAGAGAAGAAGAGGAAAGAGGAGGAGCAAGAGAAGAAGAGGAAAGAGGAGGAAGAAAGAGAGCAGAAACAGAGAGAGGAGAAAGAGAGACAGCAGAAAGAGAGAGAGAUGAAAGAGAGAGAGGAGAAAGAAAGAGUGGAAAGAGAGGAGAAAGAGAGACAAAAGAAAAGGAUGGAAGAGAAUGAGAGACAAAAGAAGGAGAGAGAGGAGGAGCAAGAGAAGAAGAGGAAAGAGGAGGAGCAAGAGAAGAAGAGGAAAGAGGAGAAAGAAAGAGACCAGAAACUAAGAGAGGAGAAAGAGAAACAGCAGAAAGAAAGAGAGCUGAGAGAGAGAGAGGAGAAGGAUAGACAAGAGAGAGAGAAGAAAGAGAGAGAAGACAAAAUGAGA